Messenger RNA from Aedes albopictus (Asian tiger mosquito), 6903 nucleotides. It is a transcript of the gene KrT95D, whose product is annotated as phosphofurin acidic cluster sorting protein 2. Gene Ontology annotation, biological process: protein localization to plasma membrane. Bases 1160 to 4120 code for a protein of 986 amino acids. The record is from RefSeq and is a predicted model, not a curated record. NCBI's taxonomy places the organism in Eukaryota, Metazoa, Arthropoda, Insecta, Diptera, Culicidae. The transcript has 11 exons.
AGCUCUGAUGCCCCUGCUGCUGGUUCGUGUUCAUUCAUAAGUAGUCGAAUUUUCUUUGUGUACGGAUGUGCGUCUUGACGAAAGCGAAUCGGAGUGAGCAGAGUACCGAGAUUGGCUGACGGAAUCCUCUUUUGUGGCUGCACCCGUGUGAGAGAUUGUGAGGAAUGUGCUGAAUUUUCUGUGUGGAAUUCGAAAUUUCUUGCUGAAUAGUGUGUUCCCGUGGUUGAAAAAUGUCCUCUUGUGUUGUAAACUGAGGAAAGUUGCUCAAAUUUUGUCGUUUUGCGCGGAGAACCCGCAGCGCACGGUGGGAGAAAAAUAUUUUUUAAUCGCUGGUUUGGUGGCAAUUGGAAGAAAAAGAAGAAGUUGAUUUCCCUGUGGUUGCUUGCUGUGUGUGAAGAAAAAACUAAAGUUUUGACGAAAAAGGUUGUUCAGACGGAGAAGAGAAAAUUAUUUCAUAGCUGAUGAUUCCAAAAUUGUUACUCGUGAUAAGGGAGGAAAAGUGGAAUGGAACGUAAUUGAAUUGCGCGAUUGAAAAAAGCAAAAGUCUGUACGAAAAAAUGGUGUAAUAGGAGAGAGUGAAAAUAUAUUGCGCCACCGCCUUUUUCUGCUACCGAGAGGAAGGCUUGUACUUUCGGUGGUCCAUCAUCUGCAGCUGUCCCUUUUUGCAAAAGGGCCCAAUCCAAGUUGCAGUCGAGGGAGCUGAUCCUCUGGGGCGGAUUUUCGCAAUCGCAGCAGGCUUUUAUUUACAGCGCCAUUAAUGAUGGAUCCUGCCACUGUUGGUGGUAAACGCCCAUAAAAACCAGAUUGCUACGAUAAGAUGCCAUUGCGUCGCGACGGCCUUUCGGGCAUUCGGUGUGUUUGUUGCAUUUCGAUGUAAAUAUAGGCAGUUCGUAGGAAGAGGAAGGAAGUGCACAAUUAUUUGCACAUCUUGAGCGAAAAUCUGUUCGCGGCCAAUAAUUGAAGUGAAGAGGUGAAGUGUUCAGCACGGGGCGAAUCUAGUGUUUCGAGUGUAUAAGUUGGUUGCCAUAGUAUUUGGCUAACAACGGCGCGGCGCUUCGAAUAUCUGUCAGUGUGUUCGUGGCCUGCUAUUAAUAUUUGAGAAAAACAAAAUCCUAGCCGACCAGGAUUAUACGAAAACUGUCGCUGCUCACAAGUGAAAAUGACCGACAAAAUUACCAAAUUCGAAAGGAUGGCGAUGACCAAGCCGGUUCCGAUGAAACUGUUUGCUGCAUGGGAAGUGGACCGUACACCAUCCAAUUGCAUUCCAAGAUUAUGCUCCCUGACGAUAACCCGUCUGUCAUUGCUCACACCACUGCCACCCGAUCUCACGUCACUGUCGCUAGCGGUAAAAAUGCAGAGUUCCAAGCGCACGCUUCGUUCACAUGAGAUUCCAGUACCCCAAUCGCUGAGCACCGGUUACGGCAGUACCAUCGGUAGCGGAAAUAUGGGUGGUAGUGCGCCUGGUGUCAUCGGCCAGGGAGGGCAGCUCAAUUCACCUCCCCUGUUGGAAACAGAACUCGAUCUCCAUUUCAGUCUGCAAUAUCCCCACUUUAUCAAAAGGGAUGGCAAUAGACUGUUGAUUUUGCUGCAGCGACGGAAGAAAUAUAAAACUCGUACUAUACUAGGUUAUAAAACGCUAGCUGAAGGUGUGAUCCGGAUGGAUGCAGUUUUACAGAAAUCAAUGGAUAUGACGGUAGAACUCAACGGAUCUGGGAAAGCAGGUCGUCAAGGGCUGACGAUAGCCACUCUUCGUGCCACUCAGGUCUCUUCCAUUCCAGUGGAUCAAGACAAUAAAAAUAAUAACAGUCUGCUAGUUACGGACCGCGUCAAUGAGUAUUCCGACGAGGAUGAAGAGCAGGAAUUCAGUUCUGGGGACGACAAUGACGAUGGUUUAUCCGGAUAUGCAGCGAAACGGAAUUACGCAGGAAAGCGAGAUCCAUAUAAGAAAUUCGAUCGGGGUGACAACGAUGGCGAUGGAGAUGAUGGGAAUUUGCUACCAUCUAAUCAGGUGGACAGUGACAGCGAUUUUGAAAAUUUAGCUAAAGAAAAAGGAUCUCGAGCCAAAAUGAGUCGGCAACGAAAUUUUAAACAACGUAUCAUAUCAUUACUGAAGCGGUUCAAAGUUCCUGAUGAACUGGAAGGGGAUGUUCCGGAACGUGGUCAAUCACUGCGAGGCAAGCGAGAUCUUGAUGCUUUGUUUCAAGAAUUGGAAUCCUUGUCCUGUGGAGAAGGCGAUGAUUCUGGACAGGACAUGGAUAGUGUGUCCAUAGGAUCUACACCAAAACCAUCAUUGAGGCCAUUCUUCGAAAAUCCCAAACCCACAUUGCAACAUCAACAGUCCGCUGUCCAAUUGAGUUCGCUGCAGAAAAGCACCCGAGAUUUUAUGCCUGAAAAGAAAACCAUUUUAGAGAAGCGUGACUCACUCGUCGAAAAGAAAAGCAAUGCAGUAACAAUUGCCAAUAAUCUAAAUAACAGUAUGAACAACAAUAUCUGUAAUAACAAUCAUACUAGCAAUUACAGUAAUAGUCUGAGUAACAGCCAAGACCGUUCGGGCGAUUGGAAAAACGAUAGUUCCGGCAAUGAGGGUGGCGCUGGCAAUACGGAUCCUGAAGCAUUAUCAUCGGAUCCACAGAAUACUGGCAGUCCGCCGAAAGAGAAAGAGCAAACCACUGUAGAGAAGAAGAAUCGUUUAUUUCGCACCAGCAGUAGCACACCCAACAGUGCCAAGAAGCAGAAGCAAUCCCUUAGUUUUUCAUCCGGCGAUCAACCUAAAACAUCUCUUGAGACUUGUCUUUCGCCAACAAACGUAGAACCCCGCAAAUCACUUCUGGAGCAACUGUCACGCAUUUUCACUACCGAAGAGUCCCAGCUACCGGAUGUGGUUACAAUUAUUGGCCCGCCGGAAGCCAGCAGUAGUUCUUCUCUUACACCCCGGCUAGUGUCACUCAUAUCAUCGACAUUUCGGCCCACUUUCUCUCCUAAUAACACGGCCGAAGUGAAAGCAAUCACACAAGCUCUCAUGAACAAAAUUCAAAAAUACUGUAACUCGACGGCCAAGCCUCCAACGACUGUAAAAGUUUUGCUGGUUGGCGGUGAUUGGUUGCAGGGAGCAGUAUUGCGCCAUUAUGUAGAGCUACUUGGAAUUCGUCCGCCGGAUUGGGUAAAUCAUAUCAGAUUCUACAUUGUUCCAAUUGGUUCCUGCGGAGUGGCACGGUAUCUAAGCUUGAUCGAUUCGAGCUACUCCAACAUGUUCGGAACGGAGAACUGGCUACAAAUCUGUGAUCGGGCUGCUAACCUCGAGAGCGCACAAUCGAAAAUUGAAUCAGCGGAAAUCAUCAGCCGAAUACAACGCUAUUUGCAUUCUUCGGGACCUUGCACACAAGUUCCUAUCGCAGAAGCAAUGGUUAACUAUCGGGAUGAAGAUUCUUGCCAGAUAUUUGUCCCGUUCAUAAGUGAUGUUAGGAUAGGAUGCAUGGAAGGGCCCCAACUUUCCCUAGAUUUGGAAGAGACCAUGACACAAAAUUCGCAGCAAAGCUCGGAUCGAAUUUUAUCAAGCUCCCCUCCACAAAGUGGACGAGCGUCACCUCCUGCUCCAACAACGCCAGCUCCCAUAAUGCAACACCAGUCGAACAGUAGCGGAAGCCCACAAGAGUCAGUAGAACUACAGGUGGAUUAUUGGCCGUUGGCUCGGCCGAUUUUGGACGCGAAAGAAAAGUCCCAAAGUAAGGGUCAGGACCAGUCUGGCAAGAACAGUAUUAAGAGCACCUUCAGACAUCUUCAGGUUUGGAGACUACCACUUGCACCAAGUAAUGGCGAAUACACCAAUGGUCUAACUCUUAGUUAUGCCACCAAGGAGAAAAAGCAAAAGAGUGUUAUGCGACUUGGCAAAAAGAAGGAAAAGGAUCGUGAUGCCGAAAAAGAGCAGUGUGUCGAAGGUGUCGCUAGACUUAUCUGUUCUCCGAAACAAUCCCAUCCAGUUCCUUUGCGAGUUUACAUUGACGGUACCGAGUGGACAGGGGUGAAGUUCUUCCAACUUUCAUCUCAGUGGCAAACACAUAUCAAAAAUUUUCCAAUCGCCUUGGUUGGAGCACCGCUCGCUCCGGCUGAGAUGUUAACCUAGUCAGCUUCUUCAUCCACUGCGCUGGCGACUGUUGCUAGGUCCGGCAUGAUGACGCAGAGUUCCGCCAUCGUGACAGCUCUUCCACCAGCCCCGCCGCAGGGAUCGUCAUCAUCGUCCAUGAUUACCGCAUCGCAAUCUUCUACUACUGGUAAGUCAGGUAAAAUUCGCUGCUCCUCCACUACGUUCGCCAUCACAGGGGCUCCUAAUAUUAGUACUAAUGUUAGUAAUACAAAAGGUAGCGUUAGUGGUAGCAAAAAUUCUAUCACUCCUCGGGCCUCACUUGGCAGUUCAUCUCGGAUUUUGAGACCCCGCAGCUGGGCUGCUGCUAGCCGAUCUCGAUGCGACUAAAUAGAACAACCGAUAUCAAUCACCAUCAAUACAUGUUUUGUGUAUAACGCUAUACGCUACCUUGUAAGGCUGUUUAGUAGAAAAAAAUGUUGCAAGUCAAUUUUAAAUGGCUACGCUCAAAAUUAUGCGAUUACUAUAGGAAAAGGCGUCCAAGUAGCGGGCAAUGCUAUCGAUUUGUAUUUUUUUUGUAUAUGAAAACUGCAGUCUCGUUUCAGAAAGAGCAACCUAGUUUCGUGUAUAUUGUUGUGUUGAGUUAAUUAUUACACUAGUUGAAAACUGUUGACCUACAAAAUUGUAUUUUUUGCGAUAAAAAUUUCAAAACUUAUACUUGAAACAACAUUUCAGUAUAUUAUCACAGCUGUUCACAAUGCAUACUCAUAGAUUACAUAAAAAAUAAAAUCUACAUAUAUUUUCCAGUCCAGUGUCAGCGUUUCCUUCAAACGUUUACCUAGUUCACUCCUAGAUUCGUUUGCUUUAGGGUUUGGUGAAGUGACGUUUUUCAAAUUGUUUCUAAUAGUUAUACAAAUUUUAUCAGGUGUCGAAAUUAUAUUUACAUUUUAUUUCGUUAGGGAAUAAUUAACUGCCCUUAAUUUGGAAGCUCUAGAUUUUUCGUAAAAUUUUAUCGGAUUUGGUCAUGUCUGCAUUAUUUCUGCUGUUGUAACAAUCACCUAGAUUGCAUUCAUAUUUUCCCCUAAUCUUGUGACGGUUCGUAAAAAUGGAAAUAUCCCGGGGGAUCCCCGAAGUAUCCCAUUUUAUAUAAUGCUGUUCGGCAUAAUUGGGCAUUCCUAACAUGAACUCAAAUGCUUGUUGAAAACCUUGAGCUACGCCUGAAAAUUUGUGAUUUGUGUGAUAUUUGUAUUAACCUGUUUCAGUAGAAGCUGCAUGGUCGAAAUAUUCUGAUCUUUCCCAAGGUUUUUUUUAGAGUGACGCUCACGUGAAAAAAAAAACUUUUGUAUUUUCGGCAGUUUUGUUCUCUUCUUCAAGGGGGGUUUUUUGAAGCCUGUUGAUCUCAGAGUUGGCCUCAAAUUCUUCCCAACCAAGCUGAGUUAUAUGCCAAGAUUUCAGGCAAUUUGGCCCACAAAACCAACCAUGACGAAGAGAACAAACCUGCCGAUAAUACCCUUCGUCACCCUAUUAUACGAAUCAAAACAAAAUCUGCUUUGACGACUACUUUUACCUACCUGCCCCGCCUACACCUAUUGUAUUUUUUUUUAAAUUAAAGAGGUUCUGUAUACUUUCAGAAAUCUCGAAACGGAAUUUUUAAGACGGUGAACUUUGUCAGUUGGCAUGUUUAACUUGGUAUCCUAUAAAAUUCGAUGCCAAAUUGGUUAUCGUAGUUUCUUAUAUCAAUUUAUAAAUAUUACUUCCCAAGCGACAAGUUAUUCAAUCCAACAAUUAAUAAGAAAAAAAAUCUACUGUGCACAAUUGUAGUAUUUUUGUUAUUUCUUCUGACGAUACUCUUACUUUUUGCUCUGCAUCAUCGCAAUUUCUAUUAUUCGUCAAAAACAUAUUAUGAUCUUCUCUUUCUGAAAUGGUCGCCUAUUAGUUCGCUAGCAAAUUCGCAUAUUUUGACAUAAGCCUAGUUGAGUUUGUUUCGAUUUGAUGAAACAUAAAUUCUUUCAAUUGUGAUAUAAUUAAAAUGAAUAGGAAAAGUGAGACAUUAGAUUCAAGGCCUCAGUUGCUGAUCUUUCGAAAUUGUGAAAGCUAGUCUCUCAUAUUAAGGAAGUGUUACGAAAAUAAUCGAAAAAAAUAUUAAAAAACGGAAACCGAUUUGACUGAUAGUGUUUUGAGCACGCACUGGAAGGUUAGUUAAACCAAUCUGAAAACAAUAAAUAAUGACAUAGAAGUAUGGAAUCAUUGUGAAAUCGCCAGGGUAUUGAUUAUUCGUGUUAUAUUGGAGAAAAAAAAAUAAGCAUUGUUCCCGAAGUGUAUCUGUAUAUACUUACCAUAUCCUGUUUCUACCUUACCAGUGCUACGGUUCUAUCAUACAUGCAAUUCGCACUAGGAAUAAUUCCUAGUGGACUACUUAUUCAUUGUUCAAGAAAGCAUCACAACAUUAGAUACAUAAUCAUACAUUGGUAUCAAAUACAAGCAAUGAGUCAACUGCUUUUCUCUUUGCAAAAAAAACGUAACUAUGAAACACAUCUUACGAGUACUAUUGCAGUAUCUUCUAGCCCAUACACACAAUAUAUCUUACAUGUAGGAACAAUCCGUAUGCUCAUUAUCUAGGGCAAAUGUUAGAAUAACAUGAAAAUCAUUUCAAAUCGCCAUAAAUGCGUAGUAUUAAGAUUCAUCAAAAACAUACACAACACACAGUAAGCGAAAGCAUAUUUAGACAUAUGUAGUAGUAUACCAUAAGUCGUCAAACAGCAAUGCAUAAAAAAUAUAUGAAUAUAGAAAAUAAAUGUGAUUUUUUUGUUAUUUACAGAAAAAAA